This is a messenger RNA of Caenorhabditis angaria, 5233 nucleotides long. Lineage: Eukaryota; Metazoa; Nematoda; Chromadorea; Rhabditida; Rhabditidae. The record is from the annotation of a GenBank genome assembly.
UUGUACUCUGGCCAGCCACGGAUUGGCCGAGGUGUGACAGGAUUACGCGAAAAGUAUGAAAAUAUCAGUCGCUGGCCGAAAUUCCCACUGAAAAUCCCAUUUUUUUCAGGUGGAAAAUCAUGAUCUCGAACGACCACGAUCGCCGCAAGCAAAUCAGUGUUCGCGGAAUUGCGCAAGUCGAAAAUGUCAGCAACAUCAAGAAGGCGUUCAAUCGACACUUGCAUUUUUCCAUCAUCAAGGUAGACAUUUAUUGGGCUGGGCUGUGGCCUAGGAGAGGUGGAUGUGGAUUUCUAGGCCUAGGGCCCGAAUGAAACUCACAUUUUUCUGAUUUAAAAAAAUAACGGACUAAAUGAAAUUCAUCCGCGUGAACUAGAAAAUUUGUAUUUACACGUGUUUUGGGCAUUUUCAAAAAAUUGGGCCCGAAGCAUUUAGUCCUCAAAAAUCGUAAGUGUUUCAAUAUUAUGACGUGGCUUUUUUCAGCCUUUUUUGUUUUUGUUGUUGAACCAAGCAAGUUCUACAUUUUUUUCACAAGAACAUUGAACUUUUUUUUGGAUGUUUUAUCAGUUGAACAAAAAAAUGAUAGGAGAGAGUUUGAUAAACAAAUACACACACACAGUAUUUAUAUUAGAAAAUUGCAAAAUAAACUUGAUAUGUCCUGACCCGAAGAAAAAAUGGAACAUCACGUGGAUGUCACGUGGUUUUCUGUGUUUUUAACUUUUGGGGAAGGCCUUGAGAAGACUUGGGAUUCUCGGGGACUUCUAUAAUUUCAGACGCUUUGAAGAUAUUCAAAAAAUGCCACGUCAUAGUCAGAAUUCAACUGGAAAACUGACGUGGAACUUUUUUGAAGAGCGUCUGAACUUGCAGAAGAUUCUGUAAGAAUUUCUUGAAAUCUCGAAGUUUUCUGUAAUUUCAGACGCUCGAAAAAUUAAAAUAAAAAUGCCACGUCAUAGCCCAAAUUCAAAGUAGACUUUGGACUAUGACGUGGAACUUUUUUGAAGAGCGUCUGAACUUGCAGAAGAUUCUGUAAGAAUUUCUUGAAAUCUCAAAGGUUUCUGUAAUUUCAGACGCUCGAAAAGUUUAAAAAAAAUGCCACGUCAUAGUCUAAAUUCAAAUGAAUAAUCAUGAGCUUCAUAAUUUUUGAAAUUGAAUUCGGACUAUGACGUGGCGUGUUCCGGGGGUUUCUCCAUCUGAAAGCACAAAAAACCCUAUCAGAACAUCCAAAAUUAGACCCCCCCCUCUCCAAAUUUGCCACGUCAUAACUCUUCCAAUUUUUUCUAGGAUCGUAACGUUGCCACCGAACGAGACUACUAUUUCGCGCUCGCCAACACCGUUCGCGAUCAUCUCGUCUCCCGCUGGAUUCGCACUCAACAACACUACUACGAAAAUGACCCGAAACGUGUCUACUAUCUCUCGUUGGAGUUCUACAUGGGUCGAACUCUCUCGAACACAAUGAUGAAUUUGGGAAUCCACGCGACCGUCGACGAAGCGCUCUAUCAACUCGGUUUGGACAUUGAAGAGUUGCAGGAAAUCGAAGAGGAUGCCGGACUCGGCAACGGUGGUUUGGGACGACUUGCCGCCUGCUUCUUGGAUUCAAUGGCCACACUCGGAAUUCCGGCCUAUGGAUAUGGUUUGAGAUAUGAAUAUGGUAUUUUCAAGCAACUCAUUCGUGAUGGUUGGCAAGUUGAGGAGCCGGAUGAUUGGCUUCGCUUCGGAAAUCCAUGGGAAAAAGCGCGUCCCGAAUACAUGCUUCCCGUCAACUUCUAUGGAAAAGUUGUCAAGGACGAGAAGGGAAAAUCGAAGUGGAUCGACACCAGCGUUGUUUUCGCCAUGCCUUAUGACACCCCAGUUCCAGGCUUCAAAAACAACAUUGUGAACACUUUGAGACUUUGGUCGGCCAAGGCUGAAAAUCAUUUCCAUUUGAAGUUCUUCAACGAUGGAGAUUAUGUGCAAGCUGUUAUGGAUCGUAAUUUGUCGGAGAAUAUUACUCGCGUUUUGUAUCCAAAUGAUAAUGUGAGGGUUUUUGGACGGAAAUUCAGACAGGCCUAGUUCAUUCAAAAAAGCCUGUAUUUCAGCCGAGCCUCGAUUAGCCUUAAAUUGAUACUAGAUUUCUUUUCGGACCUGAAGAGAUUCCAAGAGAAUUUGACGGGCCUAAUUAUCGCCUCUCAAGUUGAUCCUGGUUUUUGGAGAAGCCUAAACUUGACUUGAAGUUUUGAGAGGCCUGAAUCAAUUCUGAAAUUCCUGACAGGCCUAAAUUAGGCUCUCAAAUUGACAGGUCCAAAUCGAGCCUAGAAAUUUUGACAAGCCUAAAUUGAAGUGAAACCUAAAUUAAUUUUAACAUGCCUGAAUUUUUUCAAGCCUAAUUCAUUUUGAAAAUUACUCAGAAGCUUAAAAUUACAGACAAGAUUAGCCUCGAAUUUUUACUUUUUUACUAGAUUUUUUUUGCGCCUAGAUCGGGCCUAAUUAACGCUUCUCAAGAUGAGCCUGGUUUUUGGAGAAGCCUAAACUUGACCUGAAAUUUUUAGAGUCCUAAAAAAGUUCUAGAAUUUUGAUAGGCCUAAAAUAGGUUCCGAAAUUGAUAGUCUGAGAUUUCUGAAUGACCCCCAGACAAACAGCCCCCUGCAUUUCCAGGCUCUAGAACCUCUCCCCAACCCUUCUCAUUUCAGAUGUUCCUCGGCAAAGAACUCCGUCUCAAACAACAAUACUUCUUGGUCGCCGCCACUCUUCAAGACAUCAUCCGUCGCUUCAAAUCGUCAGUCUACGGAAAUCGCGAAGCUGUCCGCGUCAACUUUGACACCUUCCCCGACAAGGUUGCCAUUCAACUCAACGACACUCAUCCAUCCAUCGGAAUUCCUGAACUCAUUCGUCUUUUGAUCGACGUCGAGGGACUUCCAUGGGAACAAGCAUGGGAGAUCUGUGUCAAGACCUAUGCCUACACCAAUCACACUUUGUUGCCAGAAGCUUUGGAAAGAUGGCCAGUCUCGUUGAUGCAAAAUCUUUUGCCACGUCAUUUGGAGAUUAUUUAUGAGAUCAAUCAGAAGUUCAUGAACACCAUCUCCACCAAAUAUCCAGGAGAUUUCGAUAGAAUGCGCCGAAUGUCGAUUGUCGAAGAGGCUGAUCAAUUUGGCGAGAAGCGCAUCAACAUGGCUCAUUUGUGCAUUGUCGCUUCGCACGCCAUCAACGGAGUUGCCGCUCUUCACUCUGAACUUCUCAAGAGCUCCACCUUCAAGGACUUCUUCGAGUUGUAUCCGGAGAGAUUCCAAAAUAAAACAAAUGGAAUUACGCCAAGAAGAUGGUUGUUGCUGUCGAAUCCAAGUUUGGCUGAUUUGAUUGUUGAGAAGAUUGGAGAAUCGUGGAUUACUAAUUUGGACGAGUUGCAGAAACUCAAGGAAUUUGCCAAUGAUGCAGGUCGGUCAGAAUUUUAGAACCUUGUAUUCAAGAUUUUUCUAGUUGGUUUUGACCUGGUUUCAAAAUCUACAAGACUCAUCUUCUGAUAUGACUUAUGACGUGGCAAAAUCUGAAAUUUUCGAAAAAUUGUGACAUAACUAGUUUCAAAAAUAAUACAUAUUCAUAAAAAUUUGCUCGAGACUAUCAGAUUUUCAUGAAAACUAUUUUUGAAGCUAGUUAUACCCGCCUGAAGUCACAAAUUUCAGACUUUUCCACGUCAUAACUCAUAUAGGGAAUGGAGUUUUGCAAUUUUUGACAAAAGUAUCAUGAUCAGCUAAUCAAAAUCUACUGUUCCUAAUAUUUUCCCCCUUCAGGUUUCCUCGAUUCAAUUCGUCGCGUCAAAUUGGAGAACAAACACCAUGUCGCGCAAUAUUUGAGUGAUGAAUACAAUGUUCAAAUCAAUCCAGCUUCACUUUUCGAUGUGCACGUCAAGAGAAUCCACGAAUACAAAAGACAAUUGUUGAACAUCCUCCACGUCAUCGCAUUGUACAAUCGAAUUAAAGCGAAUCCAUCAAUCGAUAUGGUGCCAAGAACUGUUUUGUAUGGUGGAAAAGCUGCGCCAGGUUAUCAUAUGGCUAAACAAAUUAUUCGUUUGGUUACCGCUGUCGCUGAACAAGUUAAUAAUGAUGCGAUUGUUGGUGAUCGUCUCAAGGUGAUCUUCUUGGAGAAUUAUCGCGUUUCGAUGGCUGAGAAGAUUAUUCCGGCCGCUGAUUUGUCUGAACAGAUUUCGACUGCCGGAACUGAAGCGUCGGGAACUGGAAACAUGAAAUUCAUGUUGAAUGGAGCUUUGACUAUUGGAACACUUGAUGGAGCCAAUGUUGAGAUGGCUGAGGAGAUGGGAAAUGAGAAUAUCUUCAUUUUUGGUGCGUUUUUUGAGGAAUUUUGAACCAAACACGUGGCAAAAAUCCAGGAAAAUUCAAUUUUUUUCGAAAAUUUUGAUUUUCCACGUGGCAAAAUCAUUUUGUUUCGAAAAAUUAGAAAUGGAUUUGCCACGUGGAAGUCACGUUUAAAAAAAUAUAUCAUUUUCAUUUUUCAAAAUUGAGCAUUUUUAAAUUGCCACGUCAUUUCUAGUCUGAAAUUUUGCAGAUAUUUUUUUUCAAAUUUUUUAGAUUUUCAAGGUUCAUUUUUCUUAGACUGAGAUUUUUUCAAUUUUUCAAAACCGGUUCACAAAUCGGUUCUGGAACCGAAAAUUAAUAUUUCUAGUUCUACCAAAAAAAAUCAAAAUUUUCGAAAAUCCUAUUUUUUGCAGGAAUGAAUGUCGACGAAGUCGAAGCUCUCACCAAACGCGGAUAUUCCAGUCAAGAAUUCAUCAACAAAAGCCCAGUUCUCACUCAAAUCAUCGAACAAAUCGACAACGGAAUGUUCACACCAGAAGAUCCAACACAACUUCGCGAUCUUUCCAACAUGCUUCGCUUCCACGAUCGAUUCAUGGUUUGCGCCGAUUUUGAUGCUUAUAUUGAGGCUCAAGAUAAGGUUGGUUGUCUUUUCGCAACAAACCUGUUCAUUUGCAAUAGUGCAAAUAUUGAUUGUUCGCUCCAUUGCGAAUGAACACGCGUGUUCUUUCUUCUUUUCUCCCCAUACAAUAAAUGAAUCACAUUCUUUUCAUUUUUAGGUUGCCGCCACUUUCCGCGAUCAGCCAACAUGGUCCCGAAUGGCGUUGAACAAUAUCGCUUCAACCGGAAAAUUCUCCACCGAUCGUACCAUCGCUGAAUACGCUCGUGAGAUUUGGGGAAUCGACAAGUUCGAGAGCAGCUUGCCGGCACCGUAUGAAAAUGAGAAGGCUGAAUAA